This is a messenger RNA of Diutina rugosa, 903 nucleotides long. Its product is annotated as 5'-(N(7)-methyl 5'-triphosphoguanosine)-(mRNA) diphosphatase. Gene Ontology annotation, cellular component: nucleus; P-body. NCBI's taxonomy places the organism in Eukaryota, Fungi, Ascomycota, Pichiomycetes, Serinales, Debaryomycetaceae. The transcript has a single exon. Gene Ontology annotation, molecular function: RNA 7-methylguanosine cap binding; hydrolase activity. Gene Ontology annotation, biological process: deadenylation-dependent decapping of nuclear-transcribed mRNA. The record is from RefSeq and is a predicted model, not a curated record. Bases 1 to 903 code for a protein of 300 amino acids.
AUGAACCUCCAAGAAAUCAUAGCCCGGUUCACUUUACAACGACAGCUAGCCAAUGACCCUCAGACGAAGCUGGCGGCGUUCCUUGGGACCAUUGAUGGCCAACCGGCCAUCUUGAAGCUUGAAAAGACCCCAAUUGAUGAGUCCACCCCGAAUAUAGCCGCGUUGAUCACGAAGUGCAAUGUGCUCCAACAGAAUGACAUUUAUCUGUGGGCUCAGGCUCACGUUGACGAAGAGUACGGGGCCAAGCUUGACCUCAUCUGGCCGUGUACUGAAACUCAUAUCCGCAAGUACGACACUCAGAAGUACCAUAUGGUAACUGAGACGGCGGAGAUGUACCACAAAUACGUCGUUCCCUACAUCAAAACCCAGCAGGGAGACCGCAUAAAGUGGGUAUACAACAUUCUCUACGACGGUAAGGAGCUGGAGACGUUUGUUUAUCAUGAUAAGGACCCUAAAUUCGGCUUUGUUCUCUUACCCGAUAUGAAGUGGGACCGUACUAAUCUCGACGCCUUAUACUUGACGUGCAUUGUCAACCGCAAAGAUAUUGCCAGUGUGCGUGAUCUUACUGGUGCUGAUGUCCCCUGGCUUGAGGAUUUAAAGGCUCUCAUCGUCAUGGCCACUAGAGCUAAGUAUAGCGUCGCCGCCGACCAAUUGCGUGUGUUUGUCCACUACCACCCGUCGUACUACCACUUCCACAUCCACGUGGUCAACGUCGCCCAUCAAGGUCUUGGGUAUGGCAUCACCGUGGGCAAAGCGAUCAUGCUUGACGACAUCAUCACCGUGCUCAAAGUGAAGCCUGACUUCUACGCCACCGAGCCCCUCACCACGAUCAUGGGUGAGAACCACGGGUUGUGGAAGAUUGAAGGCUACCGCGAAGCCCACUACGCUCAGUUCAUCCUGUAA